Molecule: messenger RNA, 1008 nt
Organism: Hordeum vulgare subsp. vulgare (domesticated barley)
Lineage: Eukaryota; Viridiplantae; Streptophyta; Magnoliopsida; Poales; Poaceae
Product: dihydrodipicolinate reductase-like protein CRR1, chloroplastic
Exons: 10
Coding region: 1-1008 (335 amino acids)
Cellular component (GO): chloroplast stroma
Molecular function (GO): 4-hydroxy-tetrahydrodipicolinate reductase activity
Source: RefSeq, a predicted model, not a curated record
AUGGGAGGGCACGGCAACCUGAACCUCCUCCCUCGCUCCACGACCAGACCCCGCACAGGCGGCACCGGCACGGGCGCGGUCGGUUCGUCGCCAUGCCGCUACUCCAUCCACUACCGCAGCGCCAGUAAGGUCGCCGCCGGGAGGAGGAGCGCGGCGACGAGUGUCUCCUGCUCCGCCGCCUCCUCCCAGGCGCCACCGUCGCAGAGCACAAUCAAGGUGGUCAUCGUCGGUGCGACCAAGGAGAUGGGGAGGGCGGCGAUCGCGGCGAUGAGCAGGGCGCGGGGGAUGGAGCUCGCGGGCGCCAUCGACACCCAGUGCAUUGGGAUGGAUGCAAGAGAGUUAAGUGUCAUGGACGAAGCCCCGGAGAUCCCGGUGCUCAAUGACCUCACCAUGGUUCUCGACUCCAUAGCACAGACAAGAGCAACUGGUGUGGUUGUUGAUUUCAGUGAACCUUCAUCUGUCUAUGACAAUGUCAAGCAGGCAACAACAUUUGGCUUAAGCAGUGUUGUAUACGUUCCUAAAAUCGAGAUGGAUACAGUAACUGAACUGUCAGCAUUCUGCGACAUGGCAAGCAUGGGUUUCUUGGUCGCGCCAACGCUGUCGAUCGGCUCGGUACUCCUUCAACAAGCUGCAAUCGAGGCCUCAUUCCACUACAACAAUGUCGAGAUAGUUGAAUCUAGACCUAACCCAUCGGACUUGCCAUCGCCAGAUGCAAUACAGAUUGCGAAUAACAUAUCUGAUCUUGGUCAGAUAUACAACCGACAAGAUAUGAAUUCCGAUAAUCCAGCAAGAGGCCAGGUACUUGGAGAAGAUGGAGUGCGUGUGCACAACAUGAUUCUUCCAGGGCUUGCCUCAAGCACAUUAGUCGUUUUGUCGGGCCCCGGAGAGGUUUACACAUUGAAGCAUGAUGUUACAGAUGUCCAGAGCUUAAUGCCAGGACUAAUUCUAGCAAUACGGAAGGUGAUACAGUUGAAGAACUUGAUUUAUGGCCUGGAGAAGUUCUUGUAG